AUGAGUUCUGCCAUUGCCUUGCGACAACAGCAACAGGAUCGUAAGUCUGGACAUGUGAACACCCUGACUAAUGAGCAAGCUGAACAGCUUCGUAUGUGUUGGGAAGCAGUAUUCACUCUGUUCGAAACUCAAAAUGCACCAAACGCAACUGAUAAUCCACCAAAUACUUCAACUAAAAAUGGAAAGAAGACUAAUGGUCAAGAUUCAGCCCAGGGCACAUCUGUAUAUAAUAAUCUAGCACGCAAGUUAAAACCAAAGCAAACUUCCGAUAAUGCAAAUAAUGGCGGUACUGACAAGUAUAAUGAAUCAGCCGAGUUUUUAUCAGCAAUGAAACUAUAUAGUCCUGAAGAAAUUCGUCAGGCCUUUUGGAGUUUAUCUGGAGCCGACGAUCCCGACGUGAUUGUUCUACGUUUCCUUCGUGCAAGGAAGUGGGAUAUUGAAAAAGCGAUCGCAAUGUUGCUAUCUACAUUAAAAUGGAUGUUGCAAACAGGGGUUCAAGAGAUUACUAAGGAUGGGGAGGAGGGAUUGUUCAAAUAUUUUGAUGAAAAGGGUGAAAAGGAAGGGAUUAUGAUUCAAUUCACAAGUGGUAAAAGUUUUAUCAGGGGGACCGAUAAAGAAGGAAGACCAGUAUGUUAUAUAAACGUUCGCUUUCACAAGAAGGAAGAACAAUCCUUUGAGGUUCUUCAGAAAUUCACUAUUUAUAUCAUGGAGACCACACGCUUGAUGAUUAAAUCGCCUGUAGAAACUGGGUGUCUCGUGUUUAACAUGGAAGGGUUUAGUCUUUCUAACAUGGAUUUCCCUUAUGUCAAGUAUAUCAUUCAAUGCUUUGAAGCAUACUACCCAGAGAGUCUUGGAGUCUUAAUAAUUCAUAAGGCUCCAUGGGUAUUUGGGGGUUUAUGGAAGUUAAUAUCUCCCCUGUUAGAUCCCGUUGUGGCAUCAAAAGUUCGCUUUACUCAAAAUGAUAAAGAACUGCUGGAUUUAAUUCCCGCAGAAAAUUUAAUAUCAGAUUUGGGUGGAGAAGAUCAGUGGAAAUAUUGUUAUGUUCCUCCGGAAGAAAAUGAGAAUUAUCGUAUGAAAGAUGAGGUUACUAAGAAACAGAAAAUUGAAUACAGGCUUUCUUUGGAGCCUCAGUUUGAAAGUUUAACCAAACAAUGGAUCAAAGAUCCGAAUAACACAAAGAUAACGAACGAAAGAGAUCAACUGAAGGAACAGCUUAGGAAGGCUCAGUUGGAGGUAAAUCCUUAUGUUAGAGCUAGAACAUUUUAUCACCGUAUCGGAGUGCUUAAAGAAGAUGGAACUUGCGAAUGGGGAAACCAGAAGUAA
This is a messenger RNA of Acaulospora morrowiae, 1323 nucleotides long. The record is from the annotation of a GenBank genome assembly. Lineage: Eukaryota; Fungi; Glomeromycota; Glomeromycetes; Diversisporales; Acaulosporaceae.